Molecule: messenger RNA, 1639 nt
Organism: Spathaspora passalidarum NRRL Y-27907
Lineage: Eukaryota; Fungi; Ascomycota; Pichiomycetes; Serinales; Debaryomycetaceae
Exons: 1
Coding region: 1-1428 (475 amino acids)
Biological process (GO): L-tyrosine catabolic process
Molecular function (GO): 4-hydroxyphenylpyruvate dioxygenase activity
Source: RefSeq, a predicted model, not a curated record
AUGUCAAAGUACUUACAAUUAUCAAUGGGGUUUACUGAAAUCGCAUACAGAGGACUAGAAAAUGAUUCAAGGUUGGUUGGUUCACAUGUGGUUAGAAAUGGUGGGGUUAUAUUUGAAAUUGUUAAUACCCUAGAGACAGUUGAAGAUGAUAACGUUUUGAAAUUUCCUUAUUUCCAACAUGACUUGGCUAAGUUUCAAGAGAUUAAUAAGCAAGAUCAUUUAGACAAAUUUAAGGUGACUACCAGCGAUCUAAUAUUUGACUUUGUCAAUAAUAGAAUUGAAAGUUUUGCAAAUUCCUCUCGAUCUUUUAAGUUGGGAAGAAAUAUUUACAACAAGAUCAGUGCUUCUCGAUCCCUACAAAAUACGAUGAAUGAGUUUAUUUUAAACACGAUAAACAGUUCUGAAACUAUAUACAAUGAUAUCAUGGAGUGUACAUUGAUUCAAAAGUUUCUAAAGAAGCAUGGCGAGGGAGUGAUGGAUAUUUCUUUUCAAGUCGUUGACGUUGAUUACAUAUUCAACCGAGCAAUUCAGGCAGGCGCGGGAAUAAUACGGUUACCGAAAGUGUUGCAUGAUAAUAAUGGUAAGGUUAAAUUGGCAACUAUUUCAAUUCCAAAUACUGACAUCCAGCAUACUUUGGUACAACUCAUUGAUUAUACAGGACCAUUUUUACCGGGGUAUUUCAAUCCAGUUAUGGAUUUUUCUACAAGCUUUCAGUACCAACUUGGUUUAUUACCCCCAGUUAACUUGGAAUGUUUGGAUCAUUGUGUUGAAAAUUAUGCCCUGAAUCAAAUGAUACCUCAAGUUAAAUUUUAUGCCGAGAUUUUUGGAUUCCAUAAAUUCUGGUCAGUGGAUGAGCUGGAUAUAUCCACGGAAAACACCUCACUUCGGUCAACAGUUAUGGCAUCAAGCAAUGGCAGGAUUAAAAUGCCAAUUAAUGAACCUGGCCAAUCGAAAAUGAAGAGUCAGAUUCAAGAAUUUAAUGAUUUUAAUGGUGGUCCUGGAGUACAACAUAUAGCAUUAAAGACCAAUGAUAUAAUUGGCACCGUCAGUGCAUUGAUAAAACGUGGAAUUGAGUUUAAUGUUGCGGCAAAAAAUUAUUAUCCUACCCUUGAACGAAGAUUGAAUAACGAUGAUAUUUCCCUUUAUGAAGAUUUUCAAGAGCUUAAAAAAUAUAAUAUUUUAGUCGAUUACGAUUACUCAACUAGGAAUAACAAAUCUAAAAGAUGCAAUUACCUAUUACAGAUAUUCACAAAGCCAUUGCAUGAUCGUCCAACAUUAUUUAUUGAAAUUAUUCAGCGUCACCAUCACAACGGUUUUGGGAGAGGAACCUUUAAGGGAUUAUUUGAAAGUAUAGAAGAACAACAAAAGAUUAGGGGUACUUUUGUUGAGGUGUCGCCAAGAAGUGGGAUUUUUAAACCUCCGAUUUAACCAAGAAGUUUAUUCAAGUUUUUCUUGGUUUUAUUAUUCAACUGGUUAGUAUUCCUUUCUAGUAUAUCUUUCCCUUUUUUUUUUAGCACAUUGCAAAUUCAUAUGCCAAUACACCCAAUAUCAGCUUGCAUCUAUGUGGUUCUCUCUUUACUACAAUUCGCCUCCGCUGUAGACUUACGUAAUUCUUCAAUCGCCCGUAUACACAAAUCAU